AUGAAGCUUGUAAUCGGCGGUUCAACGGGUUUUGUUGCCAAGGAGCUCAUUCGUCAAGGUUUGAAAAACCCAGCUAUCACAUCUAUCAUUGCCCGCGGUAGACGGGAGGCUCCCACUCCAUCAGAAGCGGGUAAUUCAGCCUCAAAAUUUAAUUCCAUCGUGGUCGAAGACUUUGAGAACUACUCCGAAAGUGUUAAAAAAGAGAUUGAGAAUGCAGAUGCCCGUUAUUCUGCGACUAUAAUCGAUUACCGGGCUUCUAUAUUUACUAUUCGGGUAUCUCAUUAUGUGUACCUAGAUGGAGCCACAAUCACUGAUGGAAUGUUAAGACCAUUGCCGUGACUGCAACGAAGCUCAAAGAGAUUCCAUUUGAGCAGACAGUUAAAAUUUCCCGCGACUACGCCACCUACGCUAUCAAGGCUCUAGACGGCCUGCGUAACAAGCAAGCUACACACUUACGCUUCAUAUAUAUGAGCGGUCAUUUCGCCCCUCGGAGCCUGGCUGAGGUACCCCAGCAAUUGAAAACCCAUGGUACGGUCGAUGCUGGACUGUUACGGGUAAGGACCAUGAUUCUCAUCCUAAAAACCCUCAUUUGACACGAUAAAUCGACUAAUACGUAACCAUUAAAAUAAUAGGGCGAGGCAGAAGGGUUGAUUCUCAAAUACGGCAGGGAGUCUAAUGGCACUGUCCAAUCUUGUGUCAUCAAACCCGGCGCCAUUGACCACCUAAGCAGAGAGAAGAAGGAAACACCUGGUCUUCCGCAUAUUAAACUGGAUGAUAUCGCAGCUGCGCUGCUGGACCAGACUAUUCAUGGGUUUGAGAAGGACACAUUAACCAAUGAUGAUAUGAUUCGUAUUGGGCAGAAAGUUUUGAGUGGAGAUCAAGAAUCUUGA
Messenger RNA from Hymenoscyphus albidus, 890 nucleotides. Lineage: Eukaryota; Fungi; Ascomycota; Leotiomycetes; Helotiales; Helotiaceae. The record is from the annotation of a GenBank genome assembly.